AUACGGAAGCAACAUUUACAGACAAUCUCAACUCGUCCCAACUCUCACGUUUGUUUAAAGCAACUUUCACCAGGCAGCCCGAGGGUGUGCUUAAACUGUAUCAAGUCCAAUGUUGUUGUUGUUCUAUUCGCAGCGUAACUUUCUGCUUCCGUUUCAUAACCAAUAUGAGGUAAAUAUCUGUGAAAAAUUGUAAUUGUUGAGCCGUUUUUGACAAUGAAGUUGGAAGAACUGCAACUGGGACGGAAAGUUGGUCCGAGCAUACUUCCCAUUAUAAUUGGUGCGGCUGUUUUUUCGAUUUCCACACUAAUUUGGAUUGUAAACUACUUUUUUCCAAUUAUUACUACAGCAUCCGUUACAGGAGAUCAUGAUGUCACUCCUGGACGCUGGUUCGUCGCAUUCCUUGUGCCCGUGGUCUUCACUGCGUAUGGAAUUCGAAAAAAGAGUCUCAGCAAAAGCGGAGCUGUCUGCGCUCUGUUUGUUGGAUUCUUCCUAACUAUCAGUAGCUAUUGCUUCAUGAUGUCGUUGAUCGUCUUUUUCCUGACAUCCUCUAGAGCUACAAAAUUUAGAAGCAGCAGAAAACGUCGUUUUGAAGAAGAUUUUAAGGAAGGGGGUCAGAGGAACUGGAUUCAAGUUAUAUGCAAUGGAGGAAUGGCAACACAGUUGGCGAUACUAUAUUUGGUCGAUAUUGGGUGGGGGGAGAAACCGAUAGACUUUGUACUAGACCAUCGAGCUUCUUGGCUUGGGACUGCAGUUCUUGGAUCAUUGGCUUGUGCGAAUGGCGACACCUGGGCAAGUGAGCUGGGAACAGUCAUACAAACAACAACACCGAGAUUGAUUACGACUUUUAAGAAAGUGCCGACCGGUACUAAUGGAGGAAUAACAUUGGGUGGGUUGAUUAUGAGUGCACUGGGAGGUUGCGCAGUUGGCCUAGGAUACUAUAUGACGACAAUCUUUGUCGUUGAUUCCGCUAUUUUGGAAAGGAGUCCACCUCAAUGGCCUUUAUUGAUUAUUGGAACUAUUGGUGGAUUACUGGGAAGUGUGAUUGACUCUGUGUUGGGUGCGACUUUACAGUAUUCUGGCAAGGACUCGAAAGGAGUAAUUCAUGAAAUCCCUGGGCCUAACAUUACCCACAUUAGUGGAGUCAGCCUUUUUGAUAAUCAUGGAGUAAACUUAAUAUCUGGCAUUCUGACUGCCCUAAUUCUUCCAAAGAUUGCAAUGUUGACCUGGGGUUGUCUUCGUUGACGUGCAUUUAAGCUUUCAUGAGCUUUACUUGAAUGUGAUUUAAUUAAAUUCAAAGAAUACUCAACAAGUUUCUGACAAGUUCUUGACAAUACUUAUCAAAUACGACAAUAAUACACAUCAUUUAUUUUUAUAUUUGUUCGUUGUAUAGCGUUUAGUCUUAUAGAUUAUGAAGCAUACAUAUUUACACCUACGUUUGAUAGACUAUGACAGAUAAGAAGCCACGAGAAACCUUGUCUACACAAAUCACAAACAAAACAGAAAUGGCACCGGUAAUAUUUUUUUCAAUUGAAUAAAUACAAGAUAUAAACAGAAA
Folsomia candida is the source of this 1555-nucleotide messenger RNA. Its product is annotated as transmembrane protein 19. The coding region runs from base 214 to 1242 and encodes 342 amino acids. The record is from RefSeq and is a predicted model, not a curated record. The transcript is spliced from 8 exons. NCBI's taxonomy places the organism in Eukaryota, Metazoa, Arthropoda, Collembola, Entomobryomorpha, Isotomidae. Gene Ontology annotation, cellular component: membrane.